AUGAAUUCGUAUCACACUUUGGAACUGGUGGGAGAAGGUUCAUUUGGUCGAGUUCAUAAAGGAAUCACCAAAUUUACAGGACAAGUGGUGGCUCUGAAGUUCAUUCCAAAGAUGGGACGCUCAAAGAAAGAGCUGCAAAGUCUCAAGAAGGAAAUUGACAUCAUGAGUAACCUUGAACAUCCAAACAUUGUGAAACUUUUUGACAGCUUUGAAACUGAAACAGAGGUAGUUGUUGUGACCGAGUAUGCCGAAGGUCAAUUGUUCCAGAUUAUUGAAGAUGAUGGGAGUUUACCAGAAUGUCAGGUUUGUGAGAUUGCCUGCCAGCUCGUCUCAGCUCUAUAUUAUUUGCACUCCCGCCGUAUUCUUCAUCGAGAUAUGAAGCCACAAAAUAUCCUCUUUGAUAAAAAUGGUGUGGUGAAACUUUGCGACUUUGGAUUUGCACGAGCAAUGAGUGUCUCUACCAUGGUGCUGACGUCUAUUAAGGGAACACCACUGUACAUGUCCCCUGAGUUAGUGGCAGAGAAGCCUUAUGAUCACACUGCUGACCUCUGGUCUCUGGGUUGCAUUCUUUAUGAACUCCACACAGGGGCGCCUCCAUUCUACACUAAUUCAAUUUUCCACUUGGUGCAGCUCAUUGUCAAAGACCCCAUUAAAUGGCCUGACACUAUGAGCAGCACAUGCAUGAGUUUUCUGAAAGGUUUGUUGACCAAAGACCCUCAGAAGCGACUGUCAUGGCCAGACCUCCUGCACCAUCCUUUUGUUGCUGAUGGUGUUCAAGUGAUUCCAGACACGGAUGUUUUCAGUCCUCUGACUGUCACACCUGACCCAGACAUGUUGGCGCUGAAACUUAAACAAAUGGCAGAAAAGACAUCCCUAAACUCCGGGGAGAGCAGAAUAUUGAGAACGUUUAAAGAACAGAGAAGCAAAAGUACGCCCCCUAGAGAUACAUAUUCAGCUCCAACUCCGUGGACUUUGACAGUCCCUCCAAGUACAUGUCUGAAGAAUCAUGCUGCUGUGAGAUCAAAUCUAGAAAACAGGGGUCCUAUCAGUCAGGACUACGAACGAGAGUUCCCUUCAGUAGAGGUCGGGCCACGACUAAACCGGAGGACACUCAGUUAUGACAUUAUAACGGAACUAGAAAUAUUUUCAGACAGCGACAGUGAGGAAUUCUGGGAGAAGCUUGUUGAGGAGUUAGAAUCAAGCCAACACAAGAAAGACCCAUUAGACUACAACACCAUUAUUGUUAAACUGAAAAACACAAUUGUGCUGUUUAAACAACAGUUAGGUGAAGGUGUCCUGAAAAACAUGCAGUCCAUUCACCUUCCAUUGAGGGCCCUUGAGAGCCUGCUUCUAAACUCUGACCAUACCAUGAGGAACCACAUUGGUAGGGAACUUGGAUUGCCAUGUGUCCUUAUUGACUUGGUGCAUAACUCUGUGGAGAAUCCAUAUUUUGUUGAGCAACCGUGGGGCCUGCAAUCAGUCGGCCAAAUGAUUGUCGUUCUGCUGAUAUACUGCGACAAGAACAAUGACAGCUUGAGAGCGGAAAAUGGACCUGAACAAUUCAUCAAUCCCUUCAUGACGAUUCUUAAUCAAGCAGACCUCUACCCCUUAGCCCCUCUUGCUGCAAGCAUAUUAUCGGUGCUUACUCAACAAAACUUUCCGGUUAAGGCUGACUUGAAUGGUCUUACUUCCUUGCUGAAAGAAUUGGUGUCUGGUUCACGUAAGGUCCAACUUCCACUUCCACCUGGCUGGGGACUCUGUGAUGGCCUCCUGUCUUUACUACUACACACUCUCACUGAGAAUGAUGAUGACGACAUCCCAUUAUGUUGGGAUCCACGCGUGUGUCAUCACAUUUGGCAAGUGAUGGGCACCGCUUUGACAAGGACAAAUGCAUACGUGGACCUCUGUUCAACAAAUGGACUGCAUUAUCUUAUGUCUGUGACAUUGUUCCUCUUCUCCAAGGAUCCCUAUUCAUAUAUUUCACUGUUUUGUGAGAGUCAGUCAACAUUUUUACACACUCUUGGCUGGCUGUUGAGCUCUGAAUGUUCUUUAUUCACUGACGGCCAUUCAGGUACGUUUGAGAAAAGUUUGAGCCACGAGAGCUUUAUCCAGUUUAGUUGCCACUUCCUGUGCCUUCCAUUUGCUUUGGAUUUGAAUUCUGAGACUACUUCGAGGAUAUUGCAAUUGUAUGACAGCUGUGGUGUUGUUCAGGGGCUUCUGCAGGUGAUUCAAACUCUUCCUUUUUCAUUAGUGGAGCUGCCACUGUCACUUCUACGGCGCUUGUUGCUCCAAGACCGUCAGCGCUUUGUUUCCCACUACUGCAAAGCUGCUCGGGGUUUUUUUGCGCCAGCACUGCCUCCAUCGGUUCAGCAGACAAGGACCAGAACCGUCAGUUGUUUGCUGUGUGAUUUGCUGCUGCAGGAGGAGCUAGGCGAAACUGCUGUAGAACUCCUAUCCCUGUUAUACGUCCUAACCCGAUUUUGGCCUCACUCUGGCCAUCUCCAACUUCAUCUUGAACCGACCGUUUUGCGCCAGGCGCUUGCUCACUCUUAUGACCCCAUCAGGGCCGCCACAUGCAAAGUUCUAGGAAAUUUGUAUCCAUUCAAAUCUCCAAAUAUGCCUGAUUUGCAGCUUAGCAUUUUUAAAAGAAUGAUAAACCUUCUUGAAGAUUCUAAUUCGCAUGUGCGGCGGGCAGCUUGCUUGUCAGUUGGCAAAUGGUUGGGUUAUAUUGCAUUUGAGUUUAACACGGCAAGGCCCAAUGAACGUGUAGGGAACAUUACAGAGUGGUUGAAAGUGAAGGACAAUGAUGCACACGAGGGUUCAAGCAGGGAGACAAAAGAGAGCAAUUUAAGGAAAGGCGAGAUGAGUCAGUGGUUAGAAGAAGCCAGGAUGACGGCGGCCACGCUGGCAUCACUCACCUUGAACCCUGAUGCCCACACGCGCCUCCACGCCUGUGCAGCUCUAGGAAAUCUGCUACAUGUUCAGGGUGCCAUACCCCAGCUGCUGGAUAAAAGUGUGUCCAGAUUACUAUUGAGAGCUGCAUGCACAGAUUCUUACAGUGUUGUGAGAGAAGCCGCCAUUGCAACUUUAAGCUUGUACACGCAGCAGGACGCAAUACGACAGGUCUUAGAAUCACUGGAUGCCAGAGGCAAACUACUUCAGGCCCAGCAGGCUCCUCUGCAAUGUGACUAUCUCCCUCUUAUUAGACUGCUCGAAACAGAUAAGACUGGUACAAAUUAA
Messenger RNA from Nerophis lumbriciformis (worm pipefish), 3240 nucleotides. Lineage: Eukaryota; Metazoa; Chordata; Actinopteri; Syngnathiformes; Syngnathidae. The record is from RefSeq and is a predicted model, not a curated record.